Messenger RNA from Symbiodinium necroappetens, 1215 nucleotides. The record is from the annotation of a GenBank genome assembly. NCBI's taxonomy places the organism in Eukaryota, Dinophyceae, Suessiales, Symbiodiniaceae.
GCGGAUGAUCCACUGGAAUGGUGCUUUGCUUGGGCAGAGCGCCACUUGAAGGCUUUACCAGAUGAGAACCUUGAGCUCCUUCGCAAGAACCUCGCAGAUGGCAUAUUACUUCUGACGAGGUUUUCGGGGCUCGAUGCUCCGGGUGCAGCUGCGCGUGAGAUAGAGCGGGCUGUUGGCAUUCAUGGGCCCGAUGCAGGCUUUAUGAUGCACUCUGCGGCAGAGCGGGAUGCACGUGGCCUCAGGUGCCUGCGGGCCUUGGCAGAGCAGGCAGCGUGGCGGAAGCACGCGCCGUGCCACAUCUUCAAUGACUUGGAAAGCUUCGUUUCAAAAGAUGUGCUGGAGAAGAUGAAGAAAAUAGCAGCUUCCAAAGGUGAUUUCGAUGGUUCGGAUGAAAAGGAAGGUGCCGCCUUUCUGAUAGAGCUGAUGAAGCCGAUGUUCGAGGGUGGUGAGUCCGAGAAACCAAGUGUGGCCCCUUGCGAAGUGCAUGGCCAGGGCUGCAAUGUUGUGCCAGAGUUUGGUUCAAAGCUCGCUCUCGAGAUCACCGGCAGUCCUUGCGUGGACUGGUCGAAACGUGGCCGCCGCCGGCGUGCGGGUGGCCCGACGAUGAUAGUGUAUGCAGUGUGGCUGGGGUCGUUCAUCAAAAGUGGACUUCACGUACUGGUGCAUGAGAAUACCCCCGACUUCAAAGACUAUUGCCUCCUUGCUCCGCUUCACUACUGGUCGAGCCGCCAUUGGAAGAUGGAAGUCUUCCGGGUUUGUCCCAGCCAGCUAGGUAUACCCGGCCGGCGUGCAAGGCGGUUCUCGGUGCUCUGGAACCCGCUUCAUGUGACUUUUGCUGGGUCCUUCAAGGAGUUCGUGCAGCUAUUUGUAACCCCGACGGAGUACAGUGGCAAGAUUUUCUUUGUCUCUGGUGGAGACCUUGCUGUGACUGCAUCAAAAACCAAGCUGCAGUCCCGCCAAGUCUAUACCGACUUGUUCAAUGAGCGCUGCCGCGCCAACGUGGCAAAUGCCAAAGCAUCGAUCUGUGACUUGACGCAGCGCCCGCCAUUCGGGAAAUUAGAUGAGCUUCUGCCAACGCUUGUGACCAACCACGCGCCCUACUGUGUCGAGUGCAGGCGACUUUUGACACCUGACGAAUCCCUCAUGAGCCAGCUGCUGCCGGCGGACCAUCCCGCGCGCCAGAUGCUGAAGGACGACGUGAUCAAGGAAUCCCAU